AUGAAGGAGGAAGCGCUGAAAUUAGAGGAAAGAGAAAGACAAGAAAUAGAAAUUAUAGCAAGAAGAAAGAAAGAAGAAAAAGAAGAAAAGAAGCCUAUAGAAGAAAAGGGAAAGGGAAAAGGGGAGAAGAAAAAAAAGAAGGAAAGAAAAGAAGAAGGGGAAAGGAAAAGAGGGAAAGGAGGGGAAAAGAAGGAGAAAGGAAAGGAGGGGAAGAGAAAGAAGGGGAAAAAGAAGAGAGUGGGGGAAGGGGAGAAAGAGAGGGGAAAGAGAGGGAAAAAAGAAAAGGAGAGGGAAGAGGAAGAAAAAGGGGAGAAGGGAAAAGAGGGGGAAGAAAGGAAAGAGAGAAAGGAAGUGGGGAGAAAAAGAGGGGGAAGAAAAGAGGAGGGGAAAAGGACAAGAAAGAGGGAAAAAAAGGGGAGAGAAAAAGAGGAAGGGAAAAGAGGGAAAAAACGAAAAGGAAAAGAAGGGGAGGGAAAAAAAGGGAGGAAGGAAAAGGGGGAAAGAGAAAGGAAAGAGGAGAAAGGGGGGAAGAAGAGGGGGGGAAAAAGGGAAGAGAAAAGAAGAAGAGAAGAGAAGAAGGGGGAGAAGGAAGAGAGGGGAGAAGGGGAGAGGAAGAAGAAAAGGAAGGGGAGGAGGGGGAAAAGGGGGAGGGAGGGGGGAAGGAAGGAAAAGAGAGAGGAAAAGAGAAAGGAAAAAGAGGGGAAGGAAAAAAGGGGGAAGAAAAAAGGAGGA
Molecule: messenger RNA, 732 nt
Organism: Gigantopelta aegis
Lineage: Eukaryota; Metazoa; Mollusca; Gastropoda; Neomphalida; Peltospiridae
Product: vicilin-like seed storage protein At2g18540
Exons: 4
Source: RefSeq, a predicted model, not a curated record